Alternaria burnsii is the source of this 993-nucleotide messenger RNA. RefSeq names its product nad-binding protein. The record is from RefSeq and is a predicted model, not a curated record. Gene Ontology annotation, cellular component: cytosol. Bases 1 to 993 code for a protein of 330 amino acids. Gene Ontology annotation, biological process: purine nucleobase biosynthetic process. Lineage: Eukaryota; Fungi; Ascomycota; Dothideomycetes; Pleosporales; Pleosporaceae. Gene Ontology annotation, molecular function: methylenetetrahydrofolate dehydrogenase (NADP+) activity; methylenetetrahydrofolate dehydrogenase (NAD+) activity. The transcript has 3 exons.
AUGGCCGACGAUAAACCCAACUGCAAAGUUAUCCUCGCGAACAACAUCGCCAAGGGCCUUCUGGACGAAGUUCGCGAUGGUCUGAACAAGAUUCAACGCAAACCGCUCCUUGUCGGCUUUCUCUCCAGCGCUGAUCCUGCGGCGAGAGUAUACGCAGAAUGGACAGGCAAAACUUGUGUCGAAAAUGGCUUCGCAUUUGACCUCCGCGAAGUCGAUCGCGAACUUCUUGAGGACCGCCUCAUCGAAGCGAACAAUGAUCCUGCCGUUGACGGCAUAAUCGUUUACUACCCCAUCUUCGGCAACCGUCAGGACCAGUAUCUCCAGCAGAUUGUCUCUAUCGACAAGGAUGUUGAGGGACUAUCGCACCGUUACAUCUUCAACAUGUACCAGAAUAUUCGCUUCCUCGACCCUGCCAACACGAAAAAGAGUAUCUUGCCGUGCACCCCAUUGGCCGUGAUCAAGAUCCUUGAGUAUUUGAGGAUUUACAACACUAUCCUCCCGUACGGCAACAGGCUUCAUGGACGCACUAUUACCGUCAUCAACAGAAGUGAGGUCGUAGGCAGACCGUUGGCCGCACUACUGGCAAACGACGGUGCCCACGUAUACAGCGUGGAUAUUAGUGACGUGCAAGAGUUCACGCGAGGCGUUGGUCUCAGGAAGCGAAGGCACGAGGUGGUGGAGAAGCCUGGCUGGACUCUCAAUGACUGCCUCCCACUUAGCGAUGUAGUCAUCAGCGGUGUACCUGGAGACAAGUACAAAGUCCCGCUGGAGUCGAUGAGGGACGGAGCUGCAUGCAUCAACUUCUCCAGUGAGAGGAACUUUACACCAGAGGUCAAAGAAAAGGCCUCGAUCUACGUUCCUGCCAUUGGCAAGGUCACCAUUGCAGUACUUUUGAGAAACUUGUUGCGCCUCACUCAAAACAAAAUCGAUGCUGCCGCUCAGGGAGUGGAAGAGAAGUCUUCAGUGGAACCAGUCAUUCAAUCGACUGCAUAG